Messenger RNA from Metarhizium album ARSEF 1941, 1254 nucleotides. RefSeq names its product Oligosaccharyl transferase complex, subunit Wbp1. Lineage: Eukaryota; Fungi; Ascomycota; Sordariomycetes; Hypocreales; Clavicipitaceae. Gene Ontology annotation, cellular component: endoplasmic reticulum membrane; oligosaccharyltransferase complex. The record is from RefSeq and is a predicted model, not a curated record. The coding region runs from base 1 to 1254 and encodes 417 amino acids. The transcript is spliced from 3 exons.
AUGCGGUCGAUUUUAGGUGCGGCGGCCCUUGUCUUCGCCGCUGCCGUCUCGGCCAUCAGCACCGCUGGGAAUCGCUUGCUGGUUGUGCUUGAUGACGUGUCGGACAAGGACAAGUAUAGCCGAUUCUUUGGUGAUUUGAAAGCCCUCGGACCCAACUUGACGCCCAACAUCCUCGUCGACUUCGUCAACGCCAACGGCAACAUACUCGUUGCUCUGUCCUCCGCCAGGCCAACACCUUGGUCAUUGACUUCCCUCCUGACCGAGGUUGGCAUUGCGCUCCCCCCUGAACGCACCGGCACCGUCGUCGACCAUUUCAACUACGACACUCUCUCUGCCCCCGAGGCGCACGACGUCUUGGUCCUCGAUGCGCCCUCCAGCGUCCGCCCCGGUCUGAAGAAUUACUUCGAGGUGCCUGGUGUUCUGUCCUUUCCCCAUGGUGUCGGACACGCGCUUGGCCCCGGUGCGCUCUUGACGCCUGUGAUUCGUGCCCCGUCCACUGCGUACAGCUACAACCCCAAGGAGCAGCCCGACGCCGUUGACCCCGAAGAUCUCUUCGCCGCGGGCAAGCAGCUUGCGUUGGUCUCUGUCUUCCAGGCGCGGAACUCGGCUAGAGUUGCGGUUGUCGGGUCCGCCGAGAUGCUGCAGGACACGUGGCUGGAUGCCACUGUUUCCCGGCCAGGGGGCCGCAAGGUCAGGACUGAGAAUCGCGAGUUUGCCAAGAGGCUUUCCGGCUGGACGUUCCAGGAAAUCGGCGUCUUGCGUGUGAAUAGCAUCGAGCAUCAUCUCAAGGGAGAUAACCAGACGAACCCCCACAUCUACCGCAUCAAGAACGACGUGUCCUAUAGCAUCUCCAUUUCGGAAUAUUCCUGGGACAAAUGGGAGCCAUACACCCUCCCGGCCAACGACGCGCUCCAGCUCGAGUUCUCCAUGCUCUCCCCCUUCUAUCGGCUUGAUCUCAAGCCCGUCCGCGUCGGCGACGCCGCCACCGUCUACGGCGCCAGCUUCAAGCUCCCUGACCAGCAUGGCAUCUUCAACUUCAAGAUCAACUACAAGCGGCCGUUCCUGACGUACGUCGAGGAGAAGAACACGGUCAGCGUGCGCCACAUUGCCCACGACGAGUGGCCUCGAAGUUACGUCAUCUCAGGGGCGUGGCCCUGGAUCUCAGGUAUUGGAGCUACGGUGGGCGGCUUUGUGGGUUUCUGUGCAAUCUGGAUGUAUAGCAAGCCAGUGGAAGGCAAUAAAAAGACCAAGUAG